Messenger RNA from Hydractinia symbiolongicarpus, 1069 nucleotides. RefSeq lists its product as uncharacterized. The record is from RefSeq and is a predicted model, not a curated record. Bases 115 to 891 code for a protein of 258 amino acids. The transcript has 5 exons. Lineage: Eukaryota; Metazoa; Cnidaria; Hydrozoa; Anthoathecata; Hydractiniidae.
AAUUAAGAAGACAGUUAAUCCAUUGAAAUCAAUAAAUCUACUUUCAUACCAAUCGAGCUGUAAGAGGAAAACUGAUGUGUUUUAAGUUAGAAACUUUGAUAAGUUUAAUUGACAAUGACAAAUCAACAACCUACAAUUGUUAACGCCGCUGUUCGAACGAAACGUCUGCGAAUUAUUUCCAUACUUGGAAUCGUUCUUAUUACCACUGGUGUUCUCACGCUUGGUUUUAGCGUCAGUGUGUAUGGAGCACUACGUACAAAAGAUGCUCCAUUAAAUCAACAUCACACUUCAGUUCUUGCAUCGUUGUGGAUUAUUGCUACUGGAAUAUUGGCUGUGUGUAUUCAUUGUAGAACACACAGUAAAGGCUUAGUCGGGACGCUCAAUGCUUUUGUAAUUACAGCUAUCGUGUUUACUUUUGUGGCUGUUGCAACAUCAGUAGCUGGAGUUGUAACCUAUGCUGAGUGCAAAAAAAUAUCAAAUUGGAGUGGCAGGCUUGGUUUUUACGAGUACUACGAAGACAAGAUUUGCAGGAAGAAUCAUGAUUAUGGAGAAAUUGUAUAUGCAAUGCUUCUAGCACUACACCUGUUGCAGAUGGCAAAUUCAAUUGCAGCCACAGUGUAUGGUUUUAAAAUUUAUAACUGCUGUAGCCAAAAUGCAGGACAAGAAUCAAAUACUCAAAUGUUUCAAGCAGCAUCACGAGAUACAGUUUUCCAAAACACAAUGGCUCCACAACCGCAGCAAAACCAAAAGCUGGUUACAAGCUCGUCUGGUGAGCAAUUUAUCUUGACACCUGUCACAUCAAUGUCGCAACGCCCUCCAAUUGGUCCGCCAGUUCCAGGAAGCACCGAAAACGGGUACGCUGCCAUGCAAUAUUCCUACAAUAAUUUUUGAUUGAAUAAUGCACCGAAAUAAAGAUACUUGCAUGUCUAUUGUAAAGACAUGUAAAUUUAACAUAUGAAUUAAAAAAUCUCUAGAGAGAAACACUAGCACGUAAUGACAAAACAUAAUAAUCACUGACACUACACACUGUAAAUUUAUAAAUAAAAUACAUUCUUUCACAAAUGGAAAA